Molecule: messenger RNA, 1152 nt
Organism: Leptinotarsa decemlineata (Colorado potato beetle)
Lineage: Eukaryota; Metazoa; Arthropoda; Insecta; Coleoptera; Chrysomelidae
Product: histone-lysine N-methyltransferase eggless
Biological process (GO): negative regulation of gene expression; heterochromatin organization
Cellular component (GO): nucleus
Molecular function (GO): DNA binding; histone H3K9 methyltransferase activity; protein binding
Source: RefSeq, a predicted model, not a curated record
UUUUUGUUUUGGCUACGCCACUGAAUUCCCAUAGGGAUGAGUCAGUAGAAAUUCCUUUAUUUACUGUUUUUACCUGGCUAUCUGUUUGAGUGUCUACAUUUUUUGUUGGUUUGUUUUUUACUUUCUCAAUUUGCUUUUUUAGUUCUGCUAUUAUAUUUUCCUGCUGUUGAAGUAAAUUAUUCAUUUCGGUUUCAUUUCUCAUGACCUCUUCAACAAAUAUUUCAUGUUGUUUCUUUAAUUCCUUAAUAUGCUUAUUUUUCAUUUCAUUGUCCUCACCUAAAUCAAGGAUUGUUUUCUCUAAAACACUGUGUUCUGUGUCCUGGUUAGAUUCAUCAAAGGUUUAUUCAGAACAACAUAUUAUCUUAUUUCCCAAUAACCUCUUCAACUUUCUGUACCUUGCAUUUAAAGAUAGAUACUUCUUCACUUGCGGCCAUCUUGAAAGGACAAGAUUACGCAAGAGAAACAAUGACGAUGAAUUAAAGAUACCCAUCACCCCGACUGAAAAUAAACCUGAACCUGAAAUUAAAAUCAAGAAAGAAUUUUCAGAGCAGAAGAUUGACCUCAAAGCUGCCCUAGAAAAACUUGGAGAUAACAUUGAGACUGUUACCAUAAGCGAUGAAGAAGAUGAGGGACGGGAAGUACUGAGUUUCAAUCCAAAAGCAAGUGGUUUAGAUGAAAAAACUCCUACUUAUCCAUCUGUUAGAGAUCUUUUUGGUGAAGAUGAAUGUGUCUAUGUGAUGGAUGCCAAAAAUGCAGGGAAUAUUGGACGUUUUCUCAAUCACUCUUGUUCUCCAAACGUGUUUGUUCAAAAUGUGUUUGUAGACACUCAUGAUCCACGAUUCCCUUGGGUGUCAUUUUUUUCAUCUCAGUUUAUCAGGGCUGGAACAGAACUGACGUGGAACUAUAACUAUGACAUUGGCAGUGUACCUGGACGUGUUUUAUAUUGUCAUUGUGCUUCUUUGGAAUGUAAAGGAAGACUUUUGUAAUAUUUUGUAUUUGCUCAUUUUCUAAAAAAAUUCUAUUUUCAUUGUAUGUAAUCAAUACUUCUUAGGCUACCUUUUUAGGAUAAUGUAUUUUGUUUGGUGAAUGCAUUUCUUAUUGUAACAGAUAAUUUCCUUCCAGCUAAUUGAAAAUAAAUGAUGAAAAAUUAAA